CAUUAGUCUUUCUUGUUUCAGGCAACAGUUUUGUACAAGUCUGUUGCUGAGAGGGGCCCCUGGAGCUCGAUGUCUAGGUGGGCUCUAGAAUCUUAUUUAAAAGGCGACAUAGGGAAGGCAUUGCUCUUAUAUUCUAGAAUGGCAGAUCUUGGGUACGAGGUUGCCCAAAGCAAUGCCGCCUGGAUUCUUGAUAGAUAUGGCGAUGAACAUAUUUGCAUGGGAGAAUCUGGCUUCUGUUCAGAUAUGGAAAGACAUCUCCGUGCACAUGCUUUGUGGUGGCAAGCAUCUGAGCAGGGUAAUGAGCAUGCUGCUCUGUUGAUUGGCGAUGCCUACUACUAUGGCCGGGGUGUAGGGAGGGACUAUGAGCGUGCAGCAGAGGCAUAUAUGCAUGCUCAAUCACAGUCUAAUGCCCAGGCCAUGUUUAACCUUGGGUACAUGCACGAGCACGGUCAUGGACUUCCCCUUGAUCUGCACUUGGCAAAAAGAUAUUAUGAUCAGGCUGUGGAGGUGGAUUCAGCAGCUAAGCUUCCUGUCAUGCUCGCACUAACUAGUCUAUGGAUAAGGAAAAACUAUGCUGGCAGUUUUAUGGUUAAUUUUAUCGACUCGCUGCCAGAGAUGUAUCCUGUAGUUGAGGAAUGGGUGGAAGAUGUCCUGAUGGAUGAAGGGAACGCAACAAUAUUGACUCUAUUUGCUUGCCUUGUAACUGUCCUGUACUUGAGAGAGCGUCAGAGGCGUCAAGUGGUUGCAGACAACCCCCAACAGCCUGACGGUGCACCCAACUAAUGCCAGAUGAGGGGGCCUAUGCAAUGUGAUUGGUUGAGGUACAUAUGGCUGUUUAUUCUCAGUUUUAGCGUCCAAGUUUUUGUUGAAAAGCGGGAAGUGAUGAAAUGAAAUGCUCAUACUGGACUGGAGUCCUACAAGCGUGGAAUGCUAAUGGCUUUCUGAGGACAAAGCGUGUAAAACCGUGGCCAAGCCUAGACAACAUUUGUAUACCAAACUGACUAGGAUAUGAACUGGGUCGUAGAUGUAUGAUAUUGAGAGAUGUUGUUGUUCCAGGUGAAAAUUCACCAUUCCUGACGUAGACAUGUGCCUGUAAAAGUGUUGAAGAGUUUUUAAGAGCGCUUGUGUUACUUGGAA
Molecule: messenger RNA, 1137 nt
Organism: Triticum dicoccoides
Lineage: Eukaryota; Viridiplantae; Streptophyta; Magnoliopsida; Poales; Poaceae
Product: ERAD-associated E3 ubiquitin-protein ligase component HRD3-like
Exons: 3
Coding region: 70-783 (237 amino acids)
Biological process (GO): ERAD pathway
Molecular function (GO): protein binding
Source: RefSeq, a predicted model, not a curated record